UUACUAGAAUGUCACGAGGUCGAGGUAACUUGGACCCUAAAAGGGUGUCCUCUGAGCUGUUCACCCUAACGUACGGGUGCAUGGUAGCUCAGCUACUCAAAGACUUUGAUAGUCCAGACGAGGUAAACAAGCAGCUAGACAAGAUGGGGUACAAUAUCGGAGUGAGGAUGAUAGAGGACUUCCUAGCUCACACUCCCGGAACCAAGAGAUGUACCCAGUUUGAGGAGGUUGCUGAUGUCAUCUGCAAACAGGGCUUCAGGAUGUUCCUCGGCAUAGUACCUGAAGUGAGGAACUGGAAUGCAGCCAAAGACGAGUUCACCCUCUUACUAACAGAGAACCCUCUAGCUGAGUUCGUUGAAUUGCCUCCCCAUUGUACUGAUAGUUUGUGGUACAGUAACAUAAUCUGUGGAGUGAUACGAGGAGCUCUGGAGAUGAUCCAAAUGGAGGUAAAGUGCUGGUUUAUUGGAGACACACUCAGGGGUACUGAAUCAACAGAAAUACGGGUCAAGUUCGUCAAGAUUCUGGAAGAUUCCUUACCUGCUGGAGAAGAUUAGAGAUUGGAAGUUAGGAUGAAAUACAAACUGUGGAUGAGAAGCUUUCUUAUUUCUGAUGAAGCUAUGAAAGAGGGGUGUGGUUGACUUACAUUCGGCGUGGUUUGGAAACAUGAUAAUUGCUGCACGACCUGAUUUUAAUUUUGGGCUGGACCCAAAUUCAGAGCUUGAGUUUUAUGGAUCAAUGGGGAGAGUCGGAGACAUUACUAGAAUGAUAGGAAAAUAAUAUUAGCAUCUUAAAUCUUAAUGCAUUCUUUAGAAUUAACCUGCUUAGAGACUAGAAAUGCUAAAUGUCGAGUAUGGAUUUCUCGGCUAAUUUUUUUACUGCGCAUCUCUGCACCUCUAAUGCUAAAGUAAAACUAACUGGAGAUAUAUAUUUGAGUUGUAAAUUUUGUCGUUAAUAUCAAAUGUUGUUGCAAAUUUAUGUUCUUCUUUUGUCAAGUUUAUGAUAUCAUGAUGUAUCUUGACCUCUUAAAUUCAAAUAAUGGUUUAUUUUAUUCCAACUAUUUCAUUGUAUUGAAAAUUCUUAUUCCUAAAAUUC
Bolinopsis microptera is the source of this 1092-nucleotide messenger RNA. Its product is annotated as trafficking protein particle complex subunit 3-like. The transcript is spliced from 4 exons. Gene Ontology annotation, cellular component: cis-Golgi network membrane; TRAPP complex; cytosol. The coding region runs from base 9 to 554 and encodes 181 amino acids. Gene Ontology annotation, biological process: endoplasmic reticulum to Golgi vesicle-mediated transport; intra-Golgi vesicle-mediated transport. The record is from RefSeq and is a predicted model, not a curated record. NCBI's taxonomy places the organism in Eukaryota, Metazoa, Ctenophora, Tentaculata, Lobata, Bolinopsidae.